Messenger RNA from Phasianus colchicus (ring-necked pheasant), 5926 nucleotides. It is a transcript of the gene ASB12, whose product is annotated as ankyrin repeat and SOCS box containing 12. The record is from RefSeq and is a predicted model, not a curated record. NCBI's taxonomy places the organism in Eukaryota, Metazoa, Chordata, Aves, Galliformes, Phasianidae. Gene Ontology annotation, molecular function: protein binding.
AAAAGAUGCCCCUUUCCUCCCCCCAAGAACAAAAUAGAUCUGGGAGCUUGCUCAGCCAUGGGAGAGAGGAGCAAGAAAUACAGUGGUGCCUGGAAGGGAAAAAAGCAUGGAAAGGAAGGGAACGCAGGGAGCAGCUGUCAGCACCACCAGGCUUCUGUGGCUCAAGUUCUUUAAGGAAUUAUAGCUCAUGGAGGAAGAAUAACGAGUUUCAUGGCUCCUCCUUCUGUUCAGUGAGCUCAUCUGAGCUCACGAUGAUUGUAAGUACGCAUUUUGUAUUUCGUGCAUCCUUUAGAGUGUAAAUCCCAAAGCUCGCCCCAGCAGCUGUCGCCGUGCGGGUAGGAGCAGUGCAGGGUGUGUGCAGGUGUUCGUGCCCUCUCGUGGCUAAAAUCUGAAUCUCAGUGCUGCUGGGGACUGUCACCAGAGCCACUUCUAAGGCAGUGACCUGCCGAGCAGACAGCUGCAAGUGCCAGGAAGCUGCAAGCAGGUAUUUUAAUGGGCACAGAAGUAAACCCCAAGUUUGAAUUGGCUCUUGUGUUCUGUUUUGCAGUGACUUACAGUGCAAGAGAGGAGUCAGAAAUAUCCCAACACAGUAAACACUCAUUUCAGACCUUCAGGACUGCUAUUAAUCCUUAAUCCCUGUAAAGUUACUUAUUUAGUGCUGAAAUUCUAAAUCUGAAUGCUUUGCAGUGUAAAGUCAGAAAGCUCAUUAACUUUGUUCAGCUAUGUUAAUAACUAAUCUUUCUGAGAGUGACUUCAUUGAGCAGGACUGAUCUUCCAAACAACCUCCUUGAAUGAUGUUAAAUGUACACCUGUCCUUUAAUUCUUCCCCAAUUAAUGGACAGCUGACAAAGGAAUGUCUUUUCUUGGAGUGUGUGUCAGGUGACACAGCCUGGGGGGGAGCCCCCUUGGUGUUCAGAUAGAAGAGUCCUUCAUCCUGACUUCUCAGCCUUCCCCAGAGUUGGAGGUGUUAGGAAGCUUAACAGGAACAGGUCUGACUUAUCAGCCACCUCUCCUCAAGCUCCCGUUUGGAGCUUAUCUGAAGCUACUGGUUGAAAUAUUCAUGCAAGAUUCUACUUAACCUGGCUCUUCAGCUGUUAAAGGAGCAUAAUGAAUAUUUCUAUUUGCUCUUGUCCAGUUGAAUGGUGGAUUUAUUCAGCAAGUACUUUGAAUUCUUUGCUGUGUUAGUAUUGGGUUUAUUUAUCACUGCUCCUUGUAAAAAAAAAAAAAAAAAAAAAGUUGGUCUUGUUUCUAAGAUUUCUUGGUUGAAAGCAGCAGCAGCCACAGAAAAAUAUGCAAUUUCUUUGUUAAUUUUUUCCAUUCAAGGGUUUUCUUUUCAUGUCUAAAUUCCUUUACAAUUUCCCAUGUUUCAUAUUUUUCAAGGUAUAUUGAUUAUUAUCUGUAUCUUUUUUUUCCUCCUUUAUCUCUGCCUUUUUAACUACUGCUUUUAUUUCUUUGUUUUGUUGAAUGGCUUUAGAGUCAGGGUUGGCUUUUCUGACUGCAGAAUCCUAGUCUGAUUGCAACUUCUUGAUGUUUAAUGAAUACUUAAUUCCCAGCUUUUGUCAUGAUGUUUAUCCAUGUUUCCUCUCAAUAAUUUCUUUCCUAGUCUUGACCUCAGGAAAAGGAUCUUUUUGAAGUAACAAUGUAUUUUAAGUGAAUUUGGAGAGAGGGAAACUACAAGUAAGCCAAAAGUUUAAAGUCUAUUAUUAUUUAACAUUUUCUUGCUCUUCACACUUUUCACAGUGCAUCUACAAACUCACCAGAGUGUGGUGGGAUGGACUUGAAAGAUAUUUUCCCAAGUCCCCUGAUUUUAGUUCUUGCAGUAGUGGAGAUUUCUCUGCUGGGUAAUUUGGUUUCUUUCUUAUCUAGUACUACUGAUAGUGCUGCUUCAAACCAUCAGACCACUCCUGCUCUGCUGCUGAGAAGUCUGGAAAAGGUUGAGGGGGAACUGGGUAAAAUAAGAUUACACUCACCAGCUGACAGCUUUUGAUAAGACAGUCCGCAUACUCCUUCCUCUUUGUUUUGUUUGCCCCCACAAAGUUUUCUGCUUUUCCAUACACUUAAACUGCAUAAUUUUAUAGAACCAAAUAAGUGACUUAUUUUUGCAGAUUUAGAUGGGAGGGGAGACUUGGUCAUUUCAUUGUCGUGAAAGUGGAAAAAAGCACUUGAGUAUGCUGUGAAGAGGAGAGCAUUUGGAUAACGGGCAGCAAGCAGCAUACUGUGGAAGCCAAUGCUGCAGUGGGCUGUCCUGGCAAGGUACUGCCUGGUGGGCUGGGUCACAACAGGGACUCAAAACUGAGUAGUUCCCUGUAAUUUCAGCAAGGAAACAGUGAAACAAAUUAAGAUGGUUCCUGGUUGGAGCAAAUACCCCUGGUCAAGCAACCUCCUGCACCUGUCUGAAUCCCCCCUUGCUGCCCCUCUCUAUAUUUACCCAGUGGGAACUUUCCAAGAAUGGAAGUGGGAAGAUAAAUGCCUGUGGGGGCUAAAUUUAGCCUAGGCUCUCUGGCCCUGAUCCCUCUGGUGGCAUUUCAGCUGUGAGUUUGACAGCCUGCACCCUUCCAGUUGCGCAGAGUGGAUGUCCAUCCCUGACAGAGCAAGAGCCUCUCUUUCUCUUCCCCCUCCCCUUUUUUUAUUUAAACCAAGGAAGAAUCCUCCAUGGGACCACGUCUGCUUUGCCUGUCUUGGGUGUGAGCAUCACUUGCCUCGCAGAGACAUCAGGUUUUACUGCUUACAAUGAAAGUGGUGCUCAGAAGACAGGCAAAAAAAAUGAGCUUAAUGGACAUCAAUAAGAUUUUCUCCAUGCUCCAGCCCAGAGAAGAAGAUGAUAGUGGAGAAAGUGAGGAGCUGAACCAAGCGGUGUCUGAGGACGAUUACCAAACUCUUGAUAAGCUCUUGCACCAAGACAGGUACAAGAGAGUCAUCAACAACAGGAGUGGCUGGGGUGUUCCCAGCACCCCGCUGCGCCUGGCUGCAUCCAAGGGCCACCUCAGGAGCCUGGAGGUCCUCCUGUCUCACGGGGCAGAGGUGGACAGUCUGGAUGUGAAGGCACAAACCCCACUUUUCACAGCAGUCAGCAAUGGCCACUUGGAGUGUGUGAAAGCGCUGCUGGAGGCAGGAGCUGGUCCCUCUGGCAGCAUCUACAACAAUUGCUCACCGCUGCUGACAGCAGCUAGGGAUGGGAACGUUGAGAUUCUGCAGCAGCUCCUGGAGCACGGUGCCGAGACCAACGUCCAAGCGAGGGUGCCUGAGUGGGCUGCCAACUCCACUGCUUGUUCUGGUCCACUGUACCUCGCGGCUGUCUAUGGGCACCUGGAAUGCUUUAGGUUGCUGCUGCUCUAUGGCGCCGAUCCCAACUACAACUGCACUGAUGAGAGGAUGAUCGCGCGCAUCAAGGAGCCCAAGACUCUGUUGGAGAUCUGCCUGAGGCACAGCUGCCGGCGUGAGUUCAUCAAGCUGCUUCUUGACUUUGGAGCCAAUGUCUAUUUGCCAAACAUCAAGAAGAUAGCACCUGAUAGUGAGGGCCUGGAGCUGCUGUUGCAGGCAAGAGCUCAUCCCAAAUCCCUGAUGUCUCAGUCUAGGCUGGUGGUGAGAUACAUCCUGAAGCAGGCCGGCCGUGCACAUGCCCUCAGAGAGCUGGACAUUCCACCAGUGCUGGUGAGCUACCUCCAACAUCAGCCUUAGCAGGGACACAACGUGGAAGACACCUGCCCCAGAAAUAUGCCUAGUGCCUGAAUUAAAAGCUCCUCUGACGCUGCUGUUGCACAGCACAAAACAGAUGUGAAUUUGUAGUUAAAAAGUUGGGGUUUUUUUGCUUGCAAAGUGUCUCUGAAACCUGUAUGGAAAGAUACUAAGAGAAGGAGAAGAGAAAACCAGGAGUCUUCAGCUCCUGCUAUGCACCAGGCACAUCAGAGUGAUGGCAGAGCAGGAUUUGAGCAAAGCUGCAGGUUGUUCCUCGGCUGUGUAGAUGACCUGUUUCCCAGAGAGGUACUUCUAAGGUACUUCCUUGGUCGUGCAGCCUGGUGAGAGCAGCAGGAGGCUGUUUCAGCCACAUUUGAGUGCCCUAACACUACUUAGAUGUGGUUGUCACUUCCCCUGCACCCCUGUGCCAUGCCCUGACACCAGGUAAACGCAAAGGCUGUUCCCCAGUGGCCAUGCUUGUGGAUGACUCAGCAGAGGCUGCAGUUCAUGUUCCCAGGCAAAAAUCCCUGAAGUCCGAAAUCCCACUUCUCUGUUCAAGGAGUAACACUAAAUGUCAUUUUACUCUUACUAAAAGUGAUUAAUGUUGCUGCUGAGGGCUGAAGCAUCUCUCUUGGCUGAGUGCCUAUGAUUGUGCAGGAUUUCUUAAUUAAAAACAUAUGCUAAUAUUUUUAUUAAACUAUUGUGAUCUGUUUGGUAAAAUAUUGUUAAAGUGAUCAUGGAAGAGACUAGGAGCCCAGCCCAUGUCAUCUGGAAGUGACUGUUAAGCCUGGGUGGCCUUCACUGGGGAUACAUUCUGCUAACUGCUAGUUCUUUCACUCCAGCAUUGCUGUUGAAAUGGAGGCAAAGGGAAGUGCUACCAAACACCCUUGGCAGAGUGGGCCAUUGGCUUUGGUUCAGACUCCUGUUCACUAUUAAGCUCCUGCAAAAUGUCAGUGCGACAUCAGCUCUGCACAGGUCGCUGUCUGCAAAACACAGGUACAUCCUGCAUUUCAAAGGUUGUGGAGUCUAUUAAUUAGUCUGCAGGAAGUCUCUCAGGAGAAGCAUCCAGGUCUCUAAAGCUUGGCAUUCUUCAAAUUAGCUGAACAAUGCUUUGGAAAUCUCUCAGUGGUGUGGGGAGUGAUUGCAUGUUAAGGGUGGAAUGGAGCUGCCUGAUCUGGUGGGUCUUGCUCUCCUCCAGUCAACAUAAAGCAGCCUCUUCCCUGGGAGGAAGGCUGCACAAGAAGUCAUUCCUCUGCCAGCCUGCUCACACGUGGAAGCCCCAGCAGCAACAAAUCCCCAUGGCAGAUGCCCUCCACAUCCAAGGCAGUGGUGCUGUAGCUCUCCAUUCUGCUGCACGUACUGUGUUGGGCACUCAGCUGGUGCUGUGAACUUCAUUGUUUCAGUCUGAAAUGCCCUGACAUCCUGGGAAGUGUAAUAUCAUAGGGACUUCAUGGGGUGAUUCUCCUGCUUUGUAGGCUGCCCUGAGCAGCACCAGGCCUUCCUCUGAAGGGCCUGAAGUUAGCCUGUGCUGUGUGCAAAUCCUCCAGCGGCUUGUCCACAAAGGUGGAAGAGUGAAGUUUGUUUCCUUUGCAAAGGCUGAUAUGGCUGUGUGAUCUUCAAGCUCUAUCUAAGCAGCAGCAUGCAUUGGUGCUGCAGCUGAGCACGUGUAAAUAACUCCUGUACUGCUCUUGUUCUAGUCCUUAAUUUAAAAUCCUGGAUGGAAACGAGGGCUUAGUCCUGAUGUUGGAUUCCUAAACUGUCCAGUACAGCUUUCUCUUCACCCAACCACUUGUUCACGGGCGGUGGGGUAAGAAAGUUCUGGUUUUGGGCUGUAGGAAGGGGAGUGCAGCUGAGCCUUUGCUAUGGGGCUUCCACGGCAGGGCCGGGGAGAUGGAGGACCCCGGCACCACCACGACCCCCGGCAGGCAAGGCAGAUAACGAGUGUCAAAAUGGGAAUGAAACUGAAUAUCCGAAAGGGCGAAAAACGUCAUUUUCUCAGUAGUCGCACCAAACGAGAACCAGCUGGUGGCCCUCGUGCCAGCUGCACAUCUUUAUUAAUUACCGGACAUUUUGUCAUCAGGAGCGCUGCUGCAGCCUGCGGUGCCGCGAGCAGCAGCCCUGCACCGGCACCGCGCGGCCGCUCCGCCCUUCUCGCUCUCCAAGGCGUCUCCUCACGUUCCUGGCUCGCGGCGCCCCAGCCGACGGCGAGCAGCAGGCAGCGCGGCGCGGCUGUCCGUGCGGAGCUCCUUUC